Messenger RNA from Meleagris gallopavo (turkey), 1722 nucleotides. Its product is annotated as E3 ubiquitin-protein ligase Topors-like. NCBI's taxonomy places the organism in Eukaryota, Metazoa, Chordata, Aves, Galliformes, Phasianidae. Gene Ontology annotation, biological process: protein polyubiquitination; protein monoubiquitination. Gene Ontology annotation, molecular function: ubiquitin protein ligase activity. The record is from RefSeq and is a predicted model, not a curated record.
AGGGGAAGGGGAAGAAGUGGUAUUUUGGACACAACAAAGGGAGGUAGGACGAUACAUGACAGGCCUCUGGAAGACACAGCUAAGUCCUUGGAGACUCCAAGAAACAGUUGUACUCAGGAGAAGACGAAUGGGGAGGUGCUGGUGGGGGGAGUGCUGUGGUGGCACAAAGACUGCGGUGACAUCACUGAGCAACAGGCUGUGAUGCCACUGAGUUUUGGGCGCUGGCAGGGCCUGGCCCGGUCACUCUCGUGCCUGGACUCCUGCCGAGCGAGUGUGUGCGGCUUGGAGGUGGAGCGAGAAUUUUGCUUGUGUGUUGGGCUGUGCUUUGGGGACUGCUGGCAGCUGCUCUCAGUGCCCAUCCCUACAGCCAUCACUUGUGUUCCCCUGGAACAUAGCCAGGGCCCCACGGGGUGCACGUGCAGCAGCACAGUGCACAACUUUCACUGCUGAGGCACGGUGAGGGAGAGCGAUUCAUCUUCACUCCCCAUCAGGCCACGGCGUGAAGACCAUGGCAGCAGAGGAGGCGUGGACGUGUCCCAUCUGCCGUGACGUGCGAAAGGAUGUUGCCUACGCAGUACCGUGCCGUCACAAAUUCUGCCUCGGCUGCAUCCUGCGGUGGGCCAAGCAGAAGGAGACCUGCCCGCUCUGCAGGAGAAUAAUGACAGUCGUUAAGGUUGCUGAGUGGGACGAGGACAAUGAACUGGAUUUCAUCAUCUGUCCCCCAGCACCACCAGUUCCUGCCUGCUUCCAGGCAGGCACUGCUCGUAUGUACAGCACCCAGAGCCAUGCACCGUCUCCUCCACCCUUUCUGCUCCUCCCAGAGGAGCAGGAGGCUGUGGAGGCAGAGGAGAGGCCUAUUGUGGGCGGUCUCCUGAUGGAGGUCUGGGCAGCCCUGUUCAGGCAGCACCAAGAGAUGCUUGACCCUGUGCUGCCGUGGCUGCGCCAGGAGCUACGUAACAUCUUUGGGACACAGUGGCGGGAGGCAAUGACAACGGAGAGCUUCAUCCUGAACGCCCUGUGUCACAUUGGGCUGGACAGCGAGGCCCUGAUCCAGCUGCUGCGGCCUGCCCUGGGGGACAGAGCAGAGACGCUCAUCCAGGGCCUUGUGGAUGCCAUUGUGAGCCAGUGGGGCGAGGAGGCCCACGGGCAGCGGGGCCUCCAGGGCGUCCACAUGUCCAGAGGGCAGCAGGAGGGCCCAGCAGCCAGGGGGCAGGACAGCUCUAUGGCCACCCCUGGUUCUACAGCAUCCCCACAAGGGGCUGUUACGUCAAUGCUGGGAUCCAACAGCAACACUGAAAGUGCCAAUAGAGUGGAGCAGCCCAGCACACCAGAGGCUGUCAUCCAUGGGGAUCUCAGUCACACCCCAGCUGCACACAUCCCCAUGGAACGGGAGGAGCCCCAUGAGGAGACAGAGCAGGCGGCAGCAUCAGGCUCCUCUGCCCAGGGCAGCAGCCCCACCGCUCCUGGACACUUGCCUGCGGGGGCCCGGCGGCCCCGUAAGAGGAGGGCUGGCAGUGACCCAGACCCACAGCAGCCCUGCAAGAAGCCACCCCCUCGCAAGCAGUAGCAGGGAUUGCACUUCUCUCUAAUUAAAAUUUAUUAAAAAGAGAAGAAAAAAACUAAUGUCAUUGAGUAUAUUGCAACUGGCAAUGUAUUUUACAAUACUGAUAUCGAUGUAUUUGAAUAUGUUUUAGGUACUAUAUGAAGAAAAUAAACUCUUGA